AUGGCCUCACCACCGCCUCCCACUGCGGGCUCCCCCCUAGCCAUGUCCAUGUCCCCCCCGAACCCGACGCCGGCCCAGCUUCCGGGCAAGAAGCGUUCGUCGACGCUGGACAUACACUCAGCCCCGUCGAAGCGCCGCAAGCCGUCCCAGAGCACCAGCAAUGCGCCUUCCCAGUCCCACCCUCUUCGCCAGACGUCGUUCCCGCCCGAGGCCCAGUCCCCCGGCGUGCGCUCCCCCUCGGUCGACACGAUGUCCCACGUCAGCGGGAGCCAGGUCAGCGGGCUGACGGCCGCCGGCGCCAGGAAGAAGAAGAGGGGGCGCAAGGCCAAGAAUGCCGCCGGUGGCGGGUCCGGCAACGCCAACGGCGAUGACGCCGAGGCCACGUCCAGCCUUGUCGGCGGCAAGGCGUCCACGUCUGUCGCCGGGGGUGCGGGCGAUAAGGACGGCGCUGCCGCCGGCGAGGACGACGACGAGGACGAUAAUCAGGAGAUGGCGUUGGAGGACGUCGUCGCGCGCACCCAGGAGCAGAAGCAGGAGGAGGUUCGCCUCCGGGCCAUGCUCGUCGAGGCCUUCGACUCGGAGCAGUACAGCCGCUACGAGCACUGGCGUGCUGCCAAGUUAUCUGACGCUGUUGUCAAGAGGGUCGUAAAUGCUACCGUCUCCCAGUCAGUCCCCCAGAUGGUAAGCACCGCCGUCAAGGCCGUCGCCAAGCUCUUUGCCGGAGAAAUCAUCGAAGCCUCGCGCCAAGUACAGCUGGAGCUCAUCCGGGCUGGAGAGGACCAGUCCGAGCUGCCAGACCCCAACCGCCCUCGCCCUCAUUAUGACCCCAGGAGAGGACCCCUGCGACCAGAGCAUCUGCGCGAGGCCUGGCGACGAUACAGGCUCUCCGGCGAGAGUCGUGGGGUAGGCGUGCAGCAGAUGUGGCAUGCCCAGGCGCGGAAUGGCGUCGACCGCUUCUCUACCAGGACAGGGAAGAGACUUUUCAAGUGA
This is a messenger RNA of Geosmithia morbida, 990 nucleotides long. RefSeq lists its product as uncharacterized. Gene Ontology annotation, biological process: RNA polymerase II preinitiation complex assembly; transcription initiation at RNA polymerase II promoter. Lineage: Eukaryota; Fungi; Ascomycota; Sordariomycetes; Hypocreales; Bionectriaceae. The transcript has 3 exons. Gene Ontology annotation, molecular function: protein heterodimerization activity; transcription coactivator activity. Gene Ontology annotation, cellular component: nucleus; transcription factor TFIID complex. The coding region runs from base 1 to 990 and encodes 329 amino acids. The record is from RefSeq and is a predicted model, not a curated record.